Zootoca vivipara (common lizard) is the source of this 4495-nucleotide messenger RNA. It is a transcript of the gene LHFPL5, whose product is annotated as LHFPL tetraspan subfamily member 5. Gene Ontology annotation, biological process: detection of mechanical stimulus involved in sensory perception; sensory perception of sound. Lineage: Eukaryota; Metazoa; Chordata; Lepidosauria; Squamata; Lacertidae. The record is from RefSeq and is a predicted model, not a curated record. Gene Ontology annotation, cellular component: plasma membrane.
UUCUGUUUUGCUUCUAGCCCUUCCAAACCUUAGAAUGGUAUGGCAUGAAGAUAUGGUUUUAUGGUUGCUUCACCCUGUUCCUUGCUCAACCCACAGUUGUAUUAUCCAUGCCACUGCAAAGUUGGUGAAAACAAACUCACCUAGAUGGCAGAAUGAGAGCAUUCUGGAGCUUUAGCUGUCUAACACACAAAGUGCCUUAGAAGCUAAACUAAUGCUGUCAUUUUUUUCAUAAAAACAUCUUUUAACCCUAAACUUCAAGCUACAUUCCCCUUGAAUAUUCCAAGGACCUUGAAAAACGCAAACAUGUAGCUACCUUGGAAAGUUGUCUCCAUCUUUGCAGAACACCUCCUCAAACCACAUAAUAUGAAGUGUUGUGAUUCAGGGGCUACUGCAUGAAUAUAUUUUAUACAGCGAAUAGAGAGCAGCUAGCAUUCUUUUGCAUUACAGCAGGUAUGAGCACUUGGUCUCUGAGGGAGUCAGAAUUAUAAUGGGGCAAUCAUAAUGAGCAAUUCAUUGAUAAAAUCCCACUAAGCUUCAGUUAGCCCUGGAGGACGUGGCUGAUGAAAGCCUGGAAAACCACAGUGCCCACUUGGAUGCCGAACGGCAUAUAGAGAUGUUCAAAGUUGCCAUUCGUCCCCGUCCUACAUCCGGAUAGGAUUGUAUCCCCGCCUCAAGUCCACUUUAGUGUGUAUUCGCGCUGUGCGCAGCUGUUCCAGCCCGCCUCCUUCCCCCUCGCUCUACUCGCCUUCCAUUCCCUUCUCUCCCCUUGACUUUCUCUGCCUGCCGCUGUCCGUGGUUCUGAAACAGAGCGCGGAAGAGAGAACGGGGGAAGCAACAGCAGGGAGGAGCUUCGAAGGGCAUAUGGCAGCCGCCGCUUAGAAACCGAGAGAUUAGGGAAAAGGAGGAGGAGGAGCCACAGCUAAGUAACCUUCAGGCUCUCAGGGAGCAGAUCAGAACAUAAACUUAACAGGCAUUCUGGAGACCUGUCGACUGAAGCCCGGGAAGGGUCUCUGAGUCUAGAGCUACUUCCCAGAGGUACCGGCUAGGAUUGGGAAGCCAAGCCUGCAGCCCCAAUUCCCCAGCUUCAGAGCAUCUACCCGCUGCUACCCCUCCCAUUUCCCGGCGUAAGGAAGCAGUCAGCAUGCUGAGCGUCUGACUUUCACCUCCUAGGACCCCUGUCCAGUGCUGACCCUUACCACCUGUUUCCUAGAAGAAACAGCCCACCCUAGGAGUCGCCAUGGGGAAGAUGCUCCCAGCCCAGGAGGCAGCAAAAAUCUACCACACCAACUAUGUGAGGAAUGCCCGAGCCAUGGGGGUCCUGUGGGCCCUGUUCACCCUCUGCUUUGCUGUGAUCAUGGUGGUGACUUUCAUCCAGCCCUACUGGAUCGGGGACAGCAUUGAUACACCACAGGCCGGCUACUUUGGCCUUUUCUCCUACUGCAUUGGCAAUGCCCUUACAGGGGAACUCAUCUGCAAGGGCAGCCCAAUGGACUUCGGCACCAUCCCCUCAAGUGCCUUCAAAACGGCCAUGUUCUUUGUGGGCAUCUCAACCUUCCUCAUCAUUGGCUGCAUCUUCUGCUUCAGCCUCUUCUUCUUCUGCAACGCAGCCACUGUCUUCAAGGUGUGCGCUUGGAUGCAGCUGGCAGCAUGUGCAGGCUUGGCAAUAGGCUGCCUGCUCUACCCCGAUGGCUGGGACUCACCCGAGGUGAAACGUAUGUGUGGUGAGAAGACGGACAAAUACACACUGGGUGUGUGCACAGUGCGCUGGGCAUACAUCCUUUGCAUCAUUGGGAUCUUGGACGCCUUCAUUCUCUCCUUCUUGGCAUUUGUGCUUGGCAACCGGCAAGACAAUCUCCUUCCAUCAGACUUCCAAGUGGAUAAUAAAGGUGAUCCUAUUGUGUGUAUGGACCCUCUCAGGGCAGACACCACCCUCCAACAGACUAGUACCUUGUAGGAUAGCAUUAGGCAUGCAUUCAGAAGUGCCAGGGCUAUGGGAUAUGAUGAGGGAAUGGUGGUUCUGAGCUGUGCUUAACUGCAUAGCUUACCCAGAUGAGUGCUCAUGCAGUGGGUAAUUUGAGUUUAUUUCAGUUAUUACCUUUAUAUCCAGCCUUUCUUCCAAGGUGAAACUCCGACUGGCAAAUAGUAUCCAACUUGCCUCCCAUCCAGGUACUGACCACACCUGCUUUACUGGAGCAUAGUUGCUUCAUCAAGUGGUGGUGGGGAGCUCAGACCUUGUGCCAUGGUACAGGGAGAAAGCAAGUAUUUAAUAGAGAGGGCUUACUAGAGGGGUGCACAUGGCAAGGCUUCUGCAUAACUAUAUCCCUGAAAAACAGCCUGCAAUGCAAAUGCUUCUGCAUGAAUGCAAAAAACCCAAGCACAUGUCUACAACUCCAAGCAAGCUUCUAGCACGUGUAGCUAUGACUCUCCCCCUAAAGAUAUAUGUUUGCUAGAUACUAAACAGCACUGCAAUAGCUCUAUGGACGGAUGAUCCAUCUUUUCCUCAUUGCCCAUCAUCUUUCAAAGCCCUGCUCAUCCAUGGAAUUCAGGUCUAGUUAGUUAUGAUGAAGCUGAUACACUUCCAGUGCAGUCCUUAUUGGUACAUUGGGUACUAAAUUGAGCCAGUUCUCAUUAACUGCAAGCGCCUGGCAAAUAUAGAAAGGGAGCGACAUCCUUUUUGCAUAUACUGUAUAAUCAUGGCUAGUGAUGGCUUUCAAUUUAGUACUAGCGGUUCAGGCUGCACAUCACGCAUCUUCUCCCCUCCCCGAGUGUGGGCUUGUGUGCAUCUUUGGGGCCAUGAAACAGGGGCACUUUAACAGUAGUCAUGAGGCUGGAUACUUUUCAGGGUCACCAUUUGAAUGUUGUUGUUUUUGUCUUGCAGAAGAAGGAAAUGAAUGAAGACAAACAACCUCAAGUGUACCUUGAUUGAAGUGGGCGACAUACACAUUCCAACUAUGAAGCUGGAGUCCAGAAGGCUGCUUGAUACGCGCUCCCAGGCUUUUAUUGCCUGCAAACAUUCAGUUGCGCAAUGACACAAAACCAGACACCACAAAAAAAGGGGGACGGGGACGAGGACUCCUUUUGGAAAACUAACCCUUCUUUCUCCAGAAAGAUCACCUACUAGAUUCUCAAAACCUUUGCCAAGAACUAUACCCAAAUAUUCUUGAACUGAAGAUCUGCUAUGCAAGAAUCAACAUAUUCAUGACAUUCUCUUAUAACCGAGGGAUCCAAUCAAUCAAGAGACAACGCAGGCAUAUAAUUAGUAACAAGCAGCCUAUGCAAAGUAAUCUGUUCUCUCCUUUGUUUACAUGAAGCCAGAGUGGAAAGCCACAAAAGUAAUUGAGGCCCAAUGGCAGGCAUGCCCAGGAGGAUAGUAGACUUCCUUCUUUGAAGAAUGACUUUCUAUCCUGCACUAUAGAGUGAUCGUGAAACUUCCUUCUAGUCAUGAGUUUGCUGUGCAUCAAGGAGAGCUGGUGACCAUGGAGAAUAUCUCUUGUUAGGUGUGCAGUUGCUUGCAGUUUUCUGAAUUUGGUCUUUUAUUCUGUUCUUAUGUUCAGUGUAGCCUGCUGAGGUUUUCCGUAAAGCAUAGAUGAAAGAAAUCUGCAGCAAAAAUUAGCAGUUCCAACAAGAUGCAGUAAUACUGGCACCCAAGGAAAAUAGGUAUAUAAGCAAGUCCCAGACAUCAGCCACAAAGCUAACCCUCCCCUCCCUUGCCCUUACCAAAUAUCCCACUAAGAUACCAAAAGAACUACAGAACAAGCAAAACAUGCUAGUAGUUGGUAAUGCAUCUCUGCAGUAGGCUCUGUCCACUGCACAGAGCGUAUCUGUUCCAAAUAUGGAAAAGUGGGCAGCAGUAUUAGAAAUAAGCUCAAAUGAUAAGAUUAUGCUAAACAGAUCUACUCUGAAACCCAAGCGUAUUAACUGGAUUUCUCUUCAUGGUUAAUUAUCUGGGACAAUUCAAGCAUCUCUUCCUGCAACGAGACCAGUUUUGCAUUAAGAUGAUACAGAGUUAAAAUAAGCUGCUAGUAUUGUAAUGUAAAUCUUAACUUAAGACAAUGAUAAUCAAAUGUCUGAUCAAUUAUGCAUUGUGGUUUAUGCUUUCAAGAAUUAAUUUCAUCAUCUUUACUCCAGCAGUCUAAAAGCAGACCACCAUUUCCUGAACUCAUCAGCCACCAAUAUUCUUCGUUUCCUUUUCCUGCCCUGCAGCCAUGCAACUACAUCACUAUAUCCCCAUAACACAGCAGUGCUUGGAUUUAAUUUAAGCUUCUCACUGUCUCACAGCCUGUUCAGAUAAGAGGCUCUACUGUACAAAACCUGUGGAUGAAUAUAGACAGCAUAUCAAAAGUACCUGUGGAUUAUUAAUAACCUGUUUAUUGUGCUGCUGCAUAUACAAAGAAAAAAAGACAAUGCACCCAAUAGAAAGAAUAAAAAUGUAUUUUUUUCCUUCAGGUUUUAGAACGACAAAACAAGUACAAAUCUGUUAGUGAGCACUUAUGGC